Hordeum vulgare subsp. vulgare (domesticated barley) is the source of this 1431-nucleotide messenger RNA. RefSeq names its product acyl transferase 15-like. The coding region runs from base 25 to 1263 and encodes 412 amino acids. The transcript has a single exon. The record is from RefSeq and is a predicted model, not a curated record. Lineage: Eukaryota; Viridiplantae; Streptophyta; Magnoliopsida; Poales; Poaceae.
CCAAGUUUGUGAAAUCAGAGCAUAAUGAGCAUUGUAGUCACCAAGUCAUCGCCGGUGUUGGUCGCCGGCCCGCCGGAGCUGGGCACACCAACCGGUAGCAUCAUUAACCUCUCAUCUUUCGAUAAGUGUUUUGCUCCUAUUCCUGUUGCGCUGCUCCUCGUCUUCGACCAGUUAAUCGACUACCCUGUUGAGACAAUCAAGCAGGCUCUGUCGCAGGCACUGGUGCUCUACCACCCUAUGGCUGGCCGUCUUGUCACCGGACCCGAUGGAGAACCCAUCCACAUCUUGUGCACUGGAGAGGGCGUCUCGUUUGUGGGCGCAUCUGCUAACUGUUCGCUAGACCAGCUCACGACGUCGCCGCUGCUGGUCGGGGACCUAGCGGUCCGCUACCCUGACGAGUAUUGCCGCCCCGGCGAUGCCAUGCUGCUGAUGCAGGUGACCGAGUUCGCCUGCGGCGGGUUCGUCGUGGGCGUGACAUGGAACCACGUCCUGGCCGACGCUGCAGGGAUGGCGCAGUUUCUGCAGGCCGUCGGGGAGCUGGCCCGUGGGAUGCCAGCGCCGUCCGUCGUGCCCGUCAGGUCCCAAGUGCUCCCCUGCCUCCCGCCGGCGAUGGUCGCCGCAGCGAGGUCUCGAAUCCGUGUCGGGACGGAGGAAAUGGCGAGCCUCGACAUCACCAUCUCAUGGAGCUUGGUCGGCCACAUCAGGGCCGAGUGCGGCGGCUCGGUAUUCGACGCAGUGGCCGCGGUGCUCUGGCAGUGCCGCACCCGUGCGGUCAUCUCCGACCCCGACACGCCGGCGCCCCUCGUAUUGGCGAGCAACAUGCGCGGGCUCGUCGGCGCCAAGCGCGGCUACUACGGCAACUGCGUCAUGCGGCAGAGGGUCCACGCGAAGGGCGGCACGGUGGCGAGCGGGGACGUCAAGGAUCUGGUGAAGCUCAUCAGGCUCGCCAAGGAGAAGAUACCGGGACUGCUCACCGGCGGCGGUGGGGAUCAGAAGCCUAAUCCUAGGUACAGCACGCUGGUUGUGACGAGCUUGAGGAAGCUUGGGUUGGACGCGGUGGACUUCGGACGAGGGCGUCCGGCGCGGGUGAUGCUGCCGCUCCGCAGCGUCGAGCGCACGGCGACAAACCCUUGCGUUGUGUGCCCGCCAUGCAUGGCGAUGGACGGCGUCAACGUCAUAUCCCUCUGCGUCAAGCCGGAGCACGCCGAUGGCUUCCUACGGGAGCUGGCCGCCAUGCACAUGCAUAUGCACGCACGUCUAUAAUUCAUGCACGCGACAAGCAUCAAGCAUGCACAUGCACCCAUACUACCAAGAAUUAAUGUCUUUCCGGUAUUGCAAAAUAAAACCGCACUUUGAAUUUUCUUACUUUCGUCAUUUAUUUAUUUUAAGCUAUAUGUAAUUUAAAUGAGAUUUGAAUAAACAUUUCAAUGU